Anguilla anguilla (European eel) is the source of this 1019-nucleotide messenger RNA. It is a transcript of the gene pgam2, whose product is annotated as phosphoglycerate mutase 2 (muscle). Bases 116 to 883 code for a protein of 255 amino acids. Gene Ontology annotation, biological process: glycolytic process. The transcript is spliced from 3 exons. The record is from RefSeq and is a predicted model, not a curated record. Gene Ontology annotation, molecular function: intramolecular phosphotransferase activity. Lineage: Eukaryota; Metazoa; Chordata; Actinopteri; Anguilliformes; Anguillidae.
UCACUGGCAUUCGGGGAGUACGUGAGAGAAGGGAGGCCGCGUGACGAGUCCGGACGAGGCGAAACCGAAGACUUAAAUUUCCGUUUCGUUUUUUUUUUCGCAAGGAGAAGGCAACAUGACGACGGCUCACCGCCUGGUGAUCGUGCGGCACGGGGAGAGCUCCUGGAACCAGGAGAACCGCUUCUGCGGCUGGUUCGACGCCGACCUGAGCGAGAAGGGGCUGGAGGAGGCGCGGCGCGGCGCCCUGGCCAUCAAGGAGGCGGGCAUGAAGUUCGACGUCUGCUACACCUCCGUCCUCAAGCGCGCCAUCAAGACGCUGUGGACCAUCAUGGAGGGCACGGACCAGAUGUGGCUGCCCGUGGUGCGCAGCUGGCGGCUGAACGAGCGGCACUACGGCGGCCUGACGGGCCUGAACAAGGCCGAGACCGCCGCCAAGCACGGCGAGGAGCAGGUCAAGGUCUGGCGCCGCUCCUUCGACAUCCCGCCGCCGCCCAUGGAGCACGACCACCCCUACCACAAGAUCAUCAGCGAGUCGAGGCGCUAUAAGGGCCUGAAGCCCGGGGAGCUGCCCACCUGCGAGAGCCUGAAGGACACCAUCGCCCGCGCCCUGCCCUUCUGGAACGACGUCGUCGUCCCCGAGAUCAAGGCCGGCAAGAACGUCAUCAUCGCCGCCCACGGCAACAGCCUCCGCGGCAUCGUCAAGCACUUAGAAAGCAUGUCGGACGCCGCCAUCAUGGAGCUGAACCUGCCGACGGGCAUCCCCAUCGUGUACGAGCUGGAUAAGGACCUGAAGCCGGUGAAGCCCAUGCAGUUCCUGGGUGACGAGGAGACGGUGCGGAAGGCCAUGGAGGCGGUGGCCGCCCAGGGCAAGGUGAAGAAGUGAGCAGCGCCCCCUGCUGGAGCAGGAGAGACUGUACCCCCCCUUCCACACAGUUCUACCUGUUCUACUGUACCACCUGCCCCCAGCCCACCUCCAUACACCUCCACCCUCACCUGUCUGCCCAGCAUACUGCCAACAA